Ceratina calcarata is the source of this 1812-nucleotide messenger RNA. Its product is annotated as putative glycerol kinase 5. Gene Ontology annotation, biological process: glycerol-3-phosphate biosynthetic process; phosphorylation; glycerol metabolic process. The record is from RefSeq and is a predicted model, not a curated record. Gene Ontology annotation, molecular function: kinase activity. Lineage: Eukaryota; Metazoa; Arthropoda; Insecta; Hymenoptera; Apidae. The transcript is spliced from 12 exons. Bases 151 to 1677 code for a protein of 508 amino acids. Gene Ontology annotation, cellular component: mitochondrion.
AUGGCGAUAAGCGCUAGUUCGCCGCGCGAUUUCGUGCGGUCGUGUAUGAUAUCGUGACGUAGUGUCAGCACUCUUUAUACGUGGGAUGCAGUAGAGAUAUAAUUAGAAGGAACGACAGAUUCGAAUGCUAGAUACGAUUAGACGAAAAUAAUGAAAUACGUGGGGGCCCUCGAUGUGGGAACCACAAACGUGCGUUUUCAUAUACUUGACGAAGAAACGAACAUCGUUGCCUCGUCCGUUGAAAAGGUCCAACUAUUACAUCCAGAACCUGGCUUCGUGGAAAUAGAUCCAGACGAGCUAUGGAAAACUAUAGUGAACGUAAUAAAAAAUACUUUGAGGGAGAGCAAGAUAGACGCGGAGUCGAUAGUUUGUCUCGGCAUUUCCACUCAACGAAGCAGUUUCACGACGUGGGAUUUGAGCGAUGGGCAUCAUUAUCAUAACUUCAUCACGUGGAAAGAUUUACGCGCUGACGGCAUGGUAAAAGAAUGGAACUCGUCCUUAACUAUGAAAUUACUGCGACUGGGCUCACAGAUUCUGUACACGUUCACGGGCAAGAAAAGAUACGUAGCCAGCAGCGUUUUCAAAUUCAUGAACCAACAGAUUACUCUGCGGUUAGUGUGGGCUCUACAAAACGUGCCAGGUUUGCAAGAAGCAGUGAACAAUGGGAAUGCCGUCUUCGGCGGCGUUGAUUGCUGGCUUUUGUAUAAACUCACCGGAAGACACAUUACAGAUGCUUCGAAUGCAUCGGCAACCGGACUUUAUGAUCCAUUUACUAUGUCCUGGUCAGGAAUAUUGAUAAAUAUAUUGAAACUUCCGUACAGCAUAUUCCCGGAACUAGUGGAUACGAGUGGAAAUUUCGGUGUCACUCCGAAAGAAAUAUUCGGUGCUGAAAUUCCAAUACUUUGCUCAAUGGCGGAUCAGGCAGCUUCGCUUUUUGGUCAAGGCUGCAUAAAACCAGGAGAUUUAAAGAUCACUAUGGGAACUGGAACAUUUGUGAACGUGAAUACCGAAACCAAGCCACACGGUUCCAUAACAGGAUUGUAUCCUCAAGUUGCAUGGCGUAUAAAAGACGAAUUAGUAUACAUGGUAGAAGGCGCAUCCAACGACACCGGUACUCUCAUCGAAUGGGCAAAGGAACUAGGUAUAAUUGAUCAAGCUGAUGAAACAGCGAACGUAGCAUAUUCGGUAAAGGACGCCGACGGAGUAUGUUUUGUUCCUGCGUUCAGUGGAUUACAAGCUCCCAUAAACGAUUCUACCGCAGCCACUGGAUUUAUAGGCAUAAAACCUAGUACAAGGAAAAAUCAUAUAGUUCGCUCGGUGCUAGAAAGUAUCGUUUAUAGGAUAGUCUUGAUUUACCAAUCGCUACGCGCAGAAACUUCCUUCACUUAUCAUAAAAUACGAGUCGAUGGCGGAGUGUCUCGAAAUGACUUCGUAUUACAAUUACUUGCCGACUUGACAAAUCUCGAGGUGGAACGAACAAAAAACACGGAAAUGUCUAUUCUUGGUGUAGCGCUUUUCGCUGGCUUACAAUGCGGCGUAUGGAAAAACAGAGAAGAUAUCUUUAAAUACCGUAGAGUAGAGAAGACGUUCAAGCCGAAUAAGGAGACCAGAGAAAGAUAUCAACCGAUAAUUGCUCAAUGGAGGCGAGCUCUGCAGAGACUCGCAAAAUGGUACUGAGAAACAGUACGUUUUCGAUAUUUUUUAUAACAAACAUAAUUCUGUAUAAUAUUCGAUGAAAAAGAUUUGUUAAUAUGAAUUUGUACAUGAAUACGAUAAGGUUCGUGAUAAAUACAUUUUUCUAAGAAAUUAUAA